Molecule: messenger RNA, 3412 nt
Organism: Aegilops tauschii subsp. strangulata
Lineage: Eukaryota; Viridiplantae; Streptophyta; Magnoliopsida; Poales; Poaceae
Source: RefSeq, a predicted model, not a curated record
ACGUCGAUUUUGAAAUUGGACCAAGUCUUAUUAGCCCACCAUUGCUGUACCGAAAGCAUCCGUCAACCACACCCCCGUCCUCCCAACUGCCCCAGCAUUCAUUCUCUACUUUGCUAGUAGCUUCAACCGCACACCAUCACUACUGUUCUUCCUCUACAAUUUUCGGCCUCACAUUCUUCUUCUUCACGCGGGGGGUGGACACCAGGUCCAGUCUCGCAGACGUGAAUUCGCCAGAGAUCUUAGUGCGGAGGCCGAGAAGAAUCACCAGGUCCAGGCUCGCCCUCGGCGACAACGCGCUCCCAUGUUGAGUUGUGAACAGGUUACCGGGUGCACUACCAGGAUUCAUGUACAUAUAGAUCCUUCAGCCUAGCUUGCCUUACCGAAAAAGGCUUUCGCCCCGCUUUAUAUAUAAAGCAAAGCCUAGCUAGCCUUCACUCCCCAAGGCUUGCAAUGCCGGACCCAAUUACUGUUAGUGCUGCUGCAGGAUGGGGCGUAUCCGCAGUAGGCUGGCUCGCCUCACCCAUCAUUUCAAGGGUCCUCAACAAAGGUUUCACCCACCUCGACUUUAACGCAGCGGACAAGCUGAAGAUACUUGAUGUUCAAGUUUUACAACUGCAGCGCGUGAUGGAAGUAGUCGAUGAGAGCACUUACAUGCUUCGCUUAGAGCCACUGUUAGACAACCUUUGAUCUGCCCUCUACGAGGCCGAAGAUAUCUUACAUAGUGUCGAAUAUCAGUGUCUCAAGAAGAAGAUCCAAGAUACCAAGUCAGAAAGCAGCAUGGCUCAUCCAUUUAAGAUGUAUAUUCUGAUGAAGAAUCUCCAGUCUUCCAUGCCGAGCUCUCCCCUAAAAGAUAUGGACACUGGGUUGCCAAAAGUGGAAUUGAAGAAAAGCCUAGAGAAGAUAGAAAGUGCUAUAAAUGAUGCAUGUAAAGUUUUGAAACAACUGAACUUGCCAAGUGUAAGUAAUGAUAAUGGGAGACCUGCCGUUGCUACCAGUUCACGUAGUGCAGGCAUUAGUCCUCUGCUACGAGUAAUUGGUCGAGAUCAGGAUCGUGACAAGAUCAUAGCAAUGCUUCAUGAGAAGGAACACCGGUGUCAUGCAAACACCAUUAGUGGUACAUGUCAUUCUGGAGUGAAUUGCAAAAAACAUCGACAUUGAAGGCUAGGGUUGUCAAAAAUCACAAGUCUCUAGUUUUGUGCCCAAAAACACUAAUUCCCAGGCUAAUUUUUUGCAGAAACCACAAGUCGCUCGGUUCGCUCGUUUUAAGUGGGAUUAUGACAGGUGGGGCCCGCUUUUGUCGACGUGGCAUAACUGUUCAUCCGUUUCACUCGUUAGACGCCGUCAGACGCCGUGCGCGGGCCGACUCGAGCCGGAACCCUUUUGACCGGUCCCUCCCCGCUAGCUCUUCUCCAUCUCUCCAUCUCUUUCCCUCCCCACACCCUCUCCUCUCAGACAUGGCGACGGCGAGUGGCGGUGGCGACUGCGGUGGGCCUGCCGGUGGUGGAGACGACAGGCCACCGGAGGCGGAUCUCUGCGGCAGCUCAAACCCCGGCGCCCCUUCGGACAGCAGCCCCAACACCAGCCCCCAGCACUCGCUGGAGUUCGCGGCGGCUAGAUCUUGGGCCAGGGCCGUGAAGGCGGAUCCGACGGAAAGCCACCGGUGGGGCUCUUCAUUCGGCGGCGUCUAUUUGGACGAUGCUGUUUGGGAAGUUAAAAUGCACUUCCAUGAAAGAGACAACUUGGAGAGAUCCCUCUGCAUUUCAGACAUCACAUAUCACAAUUUGGUAGCAUUAAUAGAGACAGAGGGAUAUGGGCUGAAUGAUUACAUCUACUUUGUGAGGGAGCCUGGUGUGGGUAUUGAAGGAUUGGUAGAAAUUUCUGAUGAUGACAAGGUGGAUGAAAUGCUUGACCAUAUUGCUAAUAAGGAUCAGACUGUAGUGAAUUUGACAGUGAUUAGGGCCACUGAUCCAAGACCUGCAGAUUUGAAUGCAGGGUAUUUGUAUGAGGAGCAGGUUCCUUUGAGUCAAUUAGGAGAAAAACCUGUCUAUGAAGUCAAUCCUUCUGGAGUUCUAUUCAGAUCACCUGAGAAAUCAAAUAAACAGAGGCAGUCAGAGCCACUUCAGUUCUUUUCCACACAGCAGAGCACAAACUUAGAUAUUGCUAUGGAGCAAGAUGAGCAGGAGACACUAAUGGAGCUAAAGAGGAGAACCAAGAUUGAGAACUUUAGGAAACAUAAGGAGGCAUCUGAGCAUGUUCAAAUGGUUAAGCAAAAACUACCAGUUCUUCUAACUGAAGAUGACUCUGAUCUGGAUGCAGAUGAGGACUUUGUUAAAAGGCUUAAUGAUUUGAGGAGGCAGAGAGAGGACCCACUCCUUCAUUUUGAAGGAGACACUAAUGUGGAUGAAGUGUAUGGGGAAGAUGAGGAAGAGGAGCAAGUGGAGCAAGUGGAGGAGGAUGAGCAGAUGGAGCAUGAGGAGGAGGAGCAGGUGGAGGAGCAGGUGGAGCAACAACAUGAGCCACCAAAGAAGAAGGAAAAAAGAAAAGGGCCAACCAAGAGGUCACAUUCAAGCUUGGAGUAAAGAUUUGAGGAUGUGUGGGUACCAUCAUCAGAUGAGGAGAUAGAUGUAGGUGAUUUGAAGCAGGAAUAUGAUGAUGGAGCUGAGAAUGCACCUUUUAUUCUGCCCAAUGGAAGGAAGAGCAGAGCAUAUAAAGCACAACCAAGGAAGUGGUACAGUGAAGAAAGAGAGAACCCAGAUGAGCAGUUAUGUAGAAAGCUUUGUUUCCUUAAUGUGUACCAAUUUAGGAGAGCACUUCAGACAUUUCACAUAAGUCAGAAUAGGAACUAUGACUUCCACAGAAACUGCAAUGACAGCAUCAUAGUUGUGUGCACUAAUGUAAAAUGUCCUUUCUACAUUGCAGCUUCUGUUGUUGCAAAUGAAACUACUUUUUGCAUCAGAAAGGCUAAUUUUCUGCACACAUGCCCAGCAGUAGCAGAGAAUACAAAGGUCACAGGGAAAUGGGUGGCACACCAGUGUGAGGAUAUGAUGAGAAUUGAUAUUGGCACACCAAUCACCACAAUAAUGCAGAAUUUGAAGAAGAAAUAUGGAGUAGAGAUCUUAACCCAUAUGGUCUAUAGGGCUAGGAAACAAGCAUUGAAGGUUGUCCAAGGAGACCAGAGAGGUCAAUACACUAGGAUUAGAGAUUAUUUGCAGGCUGUUUUGGACACAAACCCAGGAAGUAGAUGUGUUGUGACCACUAAGCAUUUGCCACACCACCCAAGCAAGAACCCAAGGUUCCAUGGCCUGUUCUACUGUCUUAAUGCUUGCAAAGAAGGGUUUUUAAAUGGAUGUAGGCCAUUCAUAGGUACAUUGUGUUGUAACUUGUGUAGUGUUUUUGUUAUUUGGCCACAUUA